UAUAUAAUUGGAUAGUAGGGUGUAAUCACUAAGGCUGCAAAUAACAAUUAAUAUCUGUGGAAAGUGAUCAGUUCAAGGAAGGGGUAGAAAAUGAGCUUCCAAGAUCUCCAGAAUUCCGGGAAGCGAUCGUCCCGACAAACUCCUCCUCCGUCGCAGGCGGUGGCAGCCUCUAUAUUCCAGAUCAACACCGCCGUUGCUGGUUUCCGUCGACUUGUGGAUGCCAUCGGAACCUCCAAGGAUACUCCUGAUCUCCGUCUCAACCUGAACAACACAAGACAAAGAAUAUUGAAUAUAGUGAAGGAGACCUCUGCAAAGCUCAAAUCUCUCAGUGAAUUUGACCGUGGCAUUAACGUCGAUCCAAGUAAGAAAAUAGAAGAUGCCAAGCUUGCUAGAGAUUUUCAAACUGUCUUGCAAGAGUUCCAAAAGGUGCAGCAGCUUGCCUCCGAGCGAGAGUCUGCAUUCUCGCCUUCUGCUCCUCCAUCUUAUGUUCCAGCAAUGCAUAGCUCUGGUCAAUAUGCAGCACCCGGUGCUGAACAGGAGAACCAGCCGUUUCUCAUGGAACAGAAAAGGCAGGAGGUCCUUCUAUUAGGAAACGAAAUUGCCUUCAAUGAGGCUAUAAUUGAGGAAAGAGAUCAGGGAAUCAGGGAGAUACAGGAUCAAAUUGGUGAAGCAAGUGAAAUAUUUAAAGAUCUUGCUGUUCUAGUACAUGACCAGGGUGUGGUUAUUGAUGACAUUCAUUCAAAUAUCGAUGCAUCUUCUGCCUCAACAACCCAAGCUAGGGUGCAGCUCUCAAAGGCUUCCAAGAGUGGAAAAUCUAAAUCUUCAUGGUGUUGGUGGGUGUUGGCACUUGUCGUGGUGGUGCUGGUAAUAUUACUCCUCGUCCUAAUUUUAUAGCUGAAAGUAUACAUGCAGCUUCGGCGUGUUUGUUUCGAAAUUGGUGGUGGUUGGAGUUUAAGCAAAAGUUGUAUUAGUUGAGUAUGUGCAGUGGUUUUUUCUUUUGUUCUGGUUUUCCUGUUGAUUCUUAAUUGAUAAAUUGUUUUAAUUGAAGUUUUAUAUGUUGAAAUUUGGCAAUUUCAUU
Messenger RNA from Olea europaea var. sylvestris, 1078 nucleotides. Its product is annotated as syntaxin-22-like. Bases 91 to 894 code for a protein of 267 amino acids. Gene Ontology annotation, cellular component: membrane; SNARE complex; endomembrane system. Gene Ontology annotation, biological process: intracellular protein transport; vesicle fusion; vesicle-mediated transport. The record is from RefSeq and is a predicted model, not a curated record. NCBI's taxonomy places the organism in Eukaryota, Viridiplantae, Streptophyta, Magnoliopsida, Lamiales, Oleaceae. The transcript is spliced from 7 exons. Gene Ontology annotation, molecular function: SNARE binding; SNAP receptor activity.